AUGGCUGGUCGGGAAAUCCUCAUAAAGGCUAUUGCCCAAGCAACCCCUAUGUAUACAAUGAAUUGCUUCAAACUCCCAGAUUCUUUGUGUAAUGAGCUGAACUCUUUGAUUAGAAAUUUUUGGUGGGGUCAGCGAGAAAGGGAAAGAAAACUAGCAUGGAUAGCAUGGGAGAAGAUGUGCACACCAAAAGUUGAAGGGGGGAUGGGCUUCAAGGAUCUCAAAGCCUUUAAUUUAGCAUUGCAUGCAAAACAGAGGUGGUGGUUCACUCAAAACACAGACUCCCUUGCCCAUACAGUGCUAAAAGCUAGGUAUUUCCCGAAGUCCAAUUUUUUGGAGGCUCAAUUAGGUAAGAAACCAUCAUAUACAUGGAGGAACUUGAUGGCUACAAAGGAAGUUCUCUGGCAAGGCUUGAGAUGGAAUAUAGGGAAUAGGUGA
Quercus lobata is the source of this 435-nucleotide messenger RNA. RefSeq lists its product as uncharacterized. The transcript has a single exon. The record is from RefSeq and is a predicted model, not a curated record. NCBI's taxonomy places the organism in Eukaryota, Viridiplantae, Streptophyta, Magnoliopsida, Fagales, Fagaceae. The coding region runs from base 1 to 435 and encodes 144 amino acids.